Messenger RNA from Raphanus sativus (radish), 2779 nucleotides. Its product is annotated as kinesin-like protein KIN-7K, chloroplastic. The transcript is spliced from 4 exons. Bases 2395 to 2715 code for a protein of 106 amino acids. NCBI's taxonomy places the organism in Eukaryota, Viridiplantae, Streptophyta, Magnoliopsida, Brassicales, Brassicaceae. The record is from RefSeq and is a predicted model, not a curated record.
UAUUCCAUUUCAUUUAGAAACAUAACAUAGUACAAUUUCUUUCUUCCUCCGCAUCCUUCCCUCUCUUUCACUAUAGCUCUCUCUCUCCCUUCUCUACCACCAUAACUCUGCCAUUUUCUCCUUCUCUCCAUGUUUCUUUGUCUAUUCCCUCUCUGCCUCCCUCUCUUCCUCCCUUUCUCCUUUACCACCAUAGCCACCACCACUUUUUCCCAUGUUCCUUUGUCUACUCCAUCCCUCGUUUCCCCCUUUCUCUCUCUCUCUCUCUCUCUCCCUCCUCUACCAUAGUCACAACCACUUUCUCUUUCUCCUCUACUCUAUCCCUCACCACUUUCUCUCUCCCUCACUCCCUUUAUCCGACAUCUCCGUCAUUUUUUAUCUAUUCGGCAUUCCAUUUUCUUCUAUCUAUUUGACAUCUUCCCUCUUUCUCCCCUCCAUCCGUUUUUUUUUCUCUUUCUAUCAUGUAAACUUCUCUAAUUUUCUUCAUAAUCCCUAUUCUAUAUCAUGCGUCAUAUGUUCUAUACUAUUUUAAAUUACAGUAUAGUACAAUACAUUUCUUUUUCUCUUCUUUUGCAAUUCGUAUCUCAUUCUCUGCUUCCUGAUUCUUGUUACUCACUACUUGAUCAGUUACACUGUUUUGUUCUUACAACACUGUCGCCACUCAUUAUUUCUCUCUAAGAAAAUUUUAGAGAAUUUCAUAUAUACAAAGUUUGUGGGUGUGUCGAGUAUUCCAUACCAUAACAUAUAACAUGUAUAGCAUAGUCACGUAAUGGAUAAGAGUUUGGGUUUAGGGUUUAGAGUUUAGGAUUAGGAUUUGGGUUUAGGGUAUAUGGUUUGGGUAUAUGGUUUGGGUUUAGGAUAUAUGGGUUGGGUUUAGUGUAUAUGGUUUGGGUUUAGGGUUUAGAGUAUAUGGUUUGGGUUUAGGGUUUAGAGUAUAUGGUUUGGGUUUAGGGUAUAUGGUUUGGGUUUAGGGUUUGGGUUUAUGAUAUAUGGUUUGGGUUUAUGGUAUAUGGUUUGGGUUUAGGGUUUAUAGUAUAUGGUUUGGGUAUAUGGUUUGGGUUUAGGGUUUGGUUUAGUGUAUAUGGUUUGGGUUAAGUAUUUGGGUUUAGGGUAUAUGGUUUGGGUAUAUAAGUUAGGUUAGGGUUAAGCAUACUCUCUACAAACCAUUCAUCUUUUUCAGUUUUUUUAUUUUCUUCAUCUUCUUUAUAAUGGUUGUUGGUAUAAAUUAAUUGUUCUGUACUAUAUAUUUGAGAAAGAUAGUAUAGUACGAUAUCAAUCGUUAUAUUAAUUAAAUCCUACGCGCCAGAAAGGAGAACGUGAUCCAUCUCUAUGUCAAAUUGACACAGCUUUUCAUGGAUGGCUAUAUUCUUAAUUGUCUGGGCUCUUAUGAUUAUUAAGCAAAUUGACCCUAUAUAAUAGUCAGUUUAUAAACGAAACUUGAUCUCUCUUCUGGAGUCAAACCAAUUGAUCCUGCCUAUGAUUUGCCAGUCGAUGUCAUCAACCUGAUUGUUUUUAACCAAAUGAUUGCUACCAUUUCCGGUUCUAAUAUUUUGGUUCAGUUAUGAUUUGACAAACCUUUACUAUUAAAUUGAGUAAAAAAAAAACAUUUACAAUCUCAAACCUCUCCCAUGAAUAGUUUACAACCAAGAAAAGUGAUGAGCAAGGAGGCAGUAUAAUAUGAUUCUCAUCUCUUCUUACUUUCUCUAUGCCUUUGAAAACAUAUAAAUUGCUUCUAAGUGUUUUUUUUUCAUCCAUUGAAAAGAUAAUAAGUGUAUUUCAUCUAAAACAAGAAUCUGAUUCAACUCCUAUACUACUAGUCCUUUAGGUUUCCGCCGUCUGUUGCCACGGAGCUGGUCGAGCUUUACAAGCAUCUCGGCAUAGAGAAUCUCGUUCCAAGUAUCAGGAACCCCUGGGAGGCACCAGUGACUGCAGUCUUGGUACAACAACGGUGAUUUGCUUUCUUCUGCAGUAAAUUUCUGUCUCCUAUAAACAGACAGAGUGAGCGUCCUUCCUGUAGUCUGUUAACCUCGUGAUGUUGAGAUGCGUGACCGGCGUGUGUAGCUUGCUUACCUACCAAUUUAUACUCAUGCUUGUAUUGCAAGGAAAGGUACUAUCGUGUCGUGAUCACCAUUGUUUCACGAAAAAUGUAUAAACGAUUUGACGCUUGUAAAAACAAACAAACUUACAGCUGCUCUUGUGUCACUUGGUAUAUCAGCAAGUGGAUAAUUCUUGAAUAAGAGAAACUAUCUAGCUGUGUAUUAUAAAGGAACUCAACCAAAGAUUCACCUUCCUGGUUCUCUAUGCUACUUAGGAAGAGAUUAAUUCCCUACAUGUUGACAUCAAGGCAAAGAAUGGCCAGAUGAUUGCCACGUUGGAGAAACAAAUCUUGGUUUUGGUAUGAGGCACUGGAUAAAUCUGACAUCGUGCAGUACUUAUUCAUCCUUCUUUUUUCUUCUGUUUACACUCUAUGAAGUUGUUUCUCUGCAAAUAUUAGAGUUUGGGCAAAGGCCAAACCAUACUAACGAUGAAGCCAAUAGUAUGAUCUACGCUUCGUCUCAUCCUUUUAUCCAGGAACAACUCAAUCAAAAGACAUGUGAAUAUGAAGUUGCAAACCUAAAGCAGCAACUCUCUAAUUCGCUGGAACUAGCACAGGAAAAAGAGGUGAAACUGAAAGCUAAGGAACUAAGCGAAUCAAAGGAUCAACUAGAACCACCGUAACAGGAAAAACUCGCAGAAGAUAAUUCAAGUCUCGCAUCAGCAGCUGAGCUCAAGGCAUUAUCCG